AUGGGCUUCUCCAUCAAGAAGCCAAGUUGGUCUGGCUCCGAGACUGCCAAUGCCAAAUCCGAGGCCACCACGGUGGUACCAAGCCAAAAUGUGUCCCACACAGAUCUCGAGAAACAUCCCCGACUGGAGUCGUCUAUGGCAGACACCGAUCGGGUCCCCCAGGCUGAGCAACUGCAGGAAAAGACGGUCCUAGAGGAGACGUUGCCGGGCAAAGAGUCGUCCGAGGUGGAAAUCCAAAACGAGGAGAAACAUGCAGACGGUGCCAUUCCCUCACCCGAAGACGACGAGGCUUUAUAUCCAAGUGGACUCAAGCUGGCUCUCAUCACCCUCGCCCUCUGUCUCUCCGUCUUCUUGGUGGCCCUGGACAAUACCAUCAUCGCCACGGCCAUUCCCAAGAUCACCGAUCACUUCAAAUCUCUCGGCGACGUGGGCUGGUACGGCUCGUCCUAUCUUCUCACGACCUGCGCAUUGCAAUUGUUCUUUGGAAAAUUGUAUACCUUCUUCUCCAUCAAGAAUGUGUACUUGACGUCUAUCGUCAUCUUCGAAGUCGGAUCUGCCGUCUGUGGCGGCGCCCCAACUUCUGAUGCCCUCAUUGUUGGUCGUGCCAUAGCAGGUGUCGGGUCUGCCGGUAUCUUCUCCGGCGCUUUGGUCAUCAUCGCCUACACGGUGCCGCUGGUGAAACGUCCUAUCUACACCGGCAUCAUCGGUGCCAUGUACGGCAUUGCCUCGAUCGCCGGGCCUCUGCUGGGUGGCGCCUUCACCGACGGGCCCGGCUGGCGUUGGUGCUUCUACAUCAACCUUCCUCUUGGUGCUGUGACCCUGGUCGUCAUUUUCUUCUACUUCCAGUCCCCCAAGAGAAAGGCUGAGAAGAAGGUAUCCGUUAGGGAGCGGGCAUUUCAACUCGACCUGGGCGGGACCGCGCUUUUCAUCGUCGACAUCGUCGUCUGUCUGCUGGCUCUUCAAUGGGGUGGAUCUACCUACCCCUGGUCCAAUUGGCGCAUCGUUCUGUGCCUGACGUUCUUCGGCGUGCUGACUGUCGUCUUCGUGAUUGUUCAGUACUACAUGAAAGAAUUCGCCACCAUUCCUUUCAACAUCAUCUCCCAACGCAGUGUCGCUGCUGCAUGUUGGUUCGCCUUUUCGCUGGGCGGGGCUUUCUUCCUUCUCGUCUACUGGGUUCCCAUCUGGUUCCAAGCCAUCAAGGGCGCCUCGGCAUUUAAAUCUGGCAUCAUGUGUCUGCCCAUGGUCUUGGCCCUGGUCGUCGCCAAUAUCCUGACUGGUGUCGGUACCACCGCCAUCGGAUACUACACGCCAUUCUAUUAUGUGAGCGUCAUUUUCUCGGCCGUCGGUGCGGGUCUUCUCACCACGUUCCAAACCAGCACCGGGCACGAGAAGUGGAUUGGAUAUCAGAUCAUCUACGGAUUCGGGGUGGGCUUUGGCAUGCAGCAGGCCUUGAUCACCGUGCAGGCUGUUUUGCCACUCAAGGAUGUCCCCACAGGCACUGCUUUGGUGAUGUUUAUGCAGACGUUUGGAGGCGCCCUGUUCGUAUCCGUCGGUCAGAACAUCUUCAACAACCGUCUCAUCACCGAGAUCCCCAAAUAUGUCCCUGGAUUGGAUCCCUCCAUCAUCCUCCAUGUGGGUGCCACGUCGCUGAAAGAACAAAUCCCCGCCGGGUCUCUGGCCGGUGUUCAGGAGGCUUACAAUACGGCUCUCACGAAUACAUGGUACAUUGCCGUGGCCAUGGCUUGUAUGACCGCAAUUGGGGCCGUCUUUGUCGAGUGGAAGUCGGUCAAGGGGAUGAAGGCUGGCGCCGUUGCUGCCUAG
Molecule: messenger RNA, 1821 nt
Organism: Capronia coronata CBS 617.96
Lineage: Eukaryota; Fungi; Ascomycota; Eurotiomycetes; Chaetothyriales; Herpotrichiellaceae
Exons: 3
Coding region: 1-1821 (606 amino acids)
Biological process (GO): transmembrane transport
Molecular function (GO): transmembrane transporter activity
Source: RefSeq, a predicted model, not a curated record